AUGUCAGAAGAAACAAAGAUGUCUAUGACUCAAGCAAUUAAAAUCGAACCACUAGAAUAUGUAGUAGAAGAGAUUAAACGCGAAAUCGAAGAUGAAUCUGACGAUCCUGAUGCUAUUGUUCAAUCUGAAUCGAGUUCUGAGGACGAUGAAACAUGUUUAGAAAAUUUCAUGAAUUCCGAAGUGACUAUAGAAGAAGUAGUCAAACAGGAGUCAAUCGAGACACCCACUUAUAAAUGCAACAUUUGCAAUUGUUCCUUUGCAGAGUCACAUCAAUUGAAAAAACAUAUGGUCGAACACAAGCCCAGCAACAGCAAAGAACGCCCCUUCAAAUGCGAAAUUUGUCAUAAGACCUUCAAAGUAUUGAAAGGUUUCAAAUCACACAUGUAUACACAUUCCGAAGAAUGUCCCUUUAAAUGCGAAAUAUGCAAUAAGACAUACACACAAAUAUGUAAUCUGAAAAGACACAUGCGGGUGCACAAUGGAGUACAACCUCAUGAAUGCGGUAUAUGCAAUAAGACAUUCAUACAAUUAAGUAAUCUGAAAAGCCACAUGCUUAUUCAUAGUGGUGAUCGGCCUCACGAAUGCAACGUAUGUAAUAAAUCAUUCACACAGUUAAGCAACCUGAAACGCCACAUGCUUAUUCACAAUAGUGGACGCCCGCAUGAAUGCAACAUAUGCAAUAAGACAUUCAAACAAUUAAGUAAUCUGAAAAGUCACAUGCUGUUACACGAUGUAGUAUUACCCCAUGAAUGCAAUAUAUGCAAUAAGACAUUCACACAAUUAGGUAGUCUGAAAAGGCAUAUGCUGACUAAUCACAAAGAGUCUCUUUAUAAAUGUGAAACAUGCAAUAAGGAAUUUACUCGAUUGAACAAAUUGAAGAGACACAUGGCACUUCAUAGUGAGACGCAUGAUGAAAAACAUUGA
Molecule: messenger RNA, 924 nt
Organism: Ctenocephalides felis (cat flea)
Lineage: Eukaryota; Metazoa; Arthropoda; Insecta; Siphonaptera; Pulicidae
Product: gastrula zinc finger protein XlCGF7.1-like
Exons: 1
Coding region: 1-924 (307 amino acids)
Biological process (GO): regulation of transcription by RNA polymerase II
Cellular component (GO): nucleus
Molecular function (GO): RNA polymerase II cis-regulatory region sequence-specific DNA binding; DNA-binding transcription activator activity, RNA polymerase II-specific
Source: RefSeq, a predicted model, not a curated record